AUGAGUCGGCUUCGAUCUGUCACCACGACUCUGGUGCAGACACUGAGCCGGCUCGGGGGAUCGACGCCGACCCCACACUCCAACCUGUCGCGCAUGAGAGGCUGCCGCACAUUCAUGGAGGACCAAUCUUUCACGGGCAACCCCCUGGUCCGGGGCCUGCGCCGGGGGGCCACCCUGGAGACCGCCCUGCGCAGCCCCGGGGCCCGGUUCCUGCCCGUCUCCGAGCGCAGGGUGGGCGUGGACCCCGACGGGGGCCUGGCCUGGCUGACGCCAGGGAGCCUGGCCGGCGCGGGCCUGCGGCUGGACCCGGGCGCGGAGCACCUGGCCGCGCAGGGUGACAUCGAGCUCCCGCUCUACACCCUGGGCCUGGACCGCGAGGCCUGGCACUUUGCGGUGGAUGUCUCGAGCCUGGGACCUGAAGCCCCCGCCCUGCCCCGCCUGGCUGAGGUGCGCAGCCUCAUGCCCCUCCUGCCCACCGACCAGCUGGCGAUCGCGGGGCAGGCGGUGGCGCUGGCGCAGUGGCACGCCGCCCACGCGUUUUGUCCCCGGUGCGGGGCCCCCACGCGAUCGGCAGAGGGCGGCGCGCGGCGCCAGUGCCAGGGCGACGCGGCGCACCGCCUCUACCCGCGCACCGACCCGGUGGUCAUCAUGCUGGUGGAAAGCGCGGACGGCAGUGCGGCGCUGGUGGGGCGACCCCUCAACUACCGCGCAGGCAAUAUGCUGACCUGCCUGAGCGGGUUUGUGGACCAGGGCGAGUCCAUCGAGGAGGCCGUUUUGCGCGAGGUGGCUGAGGAAGCCGGGCUGAAGCUGGCGAGGGUGGAGAUCCUGGGAUCCCAGCCUUGGCCCAUAGGUCGAGGCGGGUCCUGCGAGCUCAUGAUCGGGUGCGUCGCAAAAGCCACCAGCAACGACAUCGACAUGGACGCAGCUGAGAUGGCUAUCGUGCAGUGGUUGCCGCGGGAAGACGUGCGCAAGGCUCUCAAAAACAGCGGCAGCGCCGCCAGCCCCCUGAAUGGCGGCAAUGGGGCCGGCAUGCCCUUCUUCCUGCCGCCACCCUAUGCCAUAGCCCACCACCUGCUCAAGAGCUGGGCAGAGAGGGAUGGGUCCUGGUUUGCAGAGGCCCAGACCCCAGCGCUCGCCCGCAUCUGA
Messenger RNA from Auxenochlorella protothecoides, 1146 nucleotides. RefSeq names its product Nudix hydrolase 19, chloroplastic. The transcript is spliced from 5 exons. Gene Ontology annotation, molecular function: NADH pyrophosphatase activity. Gene Ontology annotation, cellular component: cytosol. The record is from RefSeq and is a predicted model, not a curated record. Gene Ontology annotation, biological process: NADP+ catabolic process; NAD+ catabolic process. NCBI's taxonomy places the organism in Eukaryota, Viridiplantae, Chlorophyta, Trebouxiophyceae, Chlorellales, Chlorellaceae. The coding region runs from base 1 to 1146 and encodes 381 amino acids.